Messenger RNA from Acanthosepion pharaonis, 774 nucleotides. The record is from the annotation of a GenBank genome assembly. NCBI's taxonomy places the organism in Eukaryota, Metazoa, Mollusca, Cephalopoda, Sepiida, Sepiidae.
AUGUUUACACCAAUCAUCAAGUCUGUACUCCAAUCUCUUUUUCCAUUCAUCAAUUAUCAAAAGUUCAUUCCUAAUGAUUAUAAUUUCUCUCUCUUACUCAUUGUCCUUUCUUUUCUCUCUCACGGUUCCUCUUUUCUUUCUUUAUUUUCUUUACACAAAUUCAAUUUCAAACACGGUCUGGAUGCAACAGAGAUAUAUACUUUCUUCUUCUCUUUUGUUUCUCUUUUCUUUCUUCAAACACAGGCUGUUGGUUCUCUCAACGCUUGUUUUAUGGCCAAAAGAGGAUUUAAAGUCUCACUUUAUGAACUACGAAAAGAUAUGAGAAAGGAAGAGCAUGUAAAAGGUCGAAGUAUCAAUUUGGCUUUGUCAGUACGGGGAUUGGCAUCCCUUGAGGCAGUGGGAUUAAAAGAAAAAAUCAUGCCUUAUGGAAUCCCCAUGUAUGCACGAUUGAUCCACAAUAAAGAUGGUACCAAGAAAAGAAUUCCUUAUGGGAAAAGUCACCAGUUCAUUUGUGUUUUUGUUCUUUGCUUGUCUCUUAUUUCUUUUGUGGCCAUGUUGUUCUUUCCUUUUUUUCUCCUUUUUUGUCUAUUAGCUUUUCUCUUGAUUCUCACCAUGCUUUCUCUCUCUUGGUUUGUAUGUUUGUAUGUAUCUCUUUCUCUGUUUUUCUCCCUAUCUCUUGAUUGUCUAUCUUUCUUGAUUCUCACCAUGCUGUCUCUCUUUGGUUUUGUAUGUUUGUAUGUAUCUCUCUUUCUCUGUUUUCUCCCCAUCUCUUGA